AUGGGGCUGCGUUCGCCAUGGACGACGCUGCUCAUUGCACUGGGCAUGCUCAUGUGCCUUGUGAUGCCUGGAGCAUCUGUCAAGGAACACGACUUCAAGAAAUGCGACCAAUCGGGCUUCUGCAAACGUAACCGAGCCUAUGCCGACAAAGCCACCGCCGAAAGCUCACGAUGGCAAUCGCCGUACAACAUCCAGCCCGCUUCCGUAUCAUUCAAAGAUGGCCAACUCCAUGCUGUUAUCCAAAAGACUACCAAUGCCAAAGGCGACACGGUUAACCUGCCGAUCACCGUCUCAUUCCUCAAAUCUGGCAAUGCCCGCGUAACGGUCGACGAAGAGCGACGACAGAAGCAAGACAUUGAGCUGCGUCACGACAGCAAAAUUCGAAAGGAGAGAUACAACGAGGCCGACAAAUGGGUUCUUGUCGGUGGUCUUGACCUCGAUAAAGAUGCCAGGGUGUCUCACCAGGACGAGACCCAGACCAAUGUCCAGUACGGCAAGGAGGGCAACCUGGAAGCAGCCAUCAAGUACUCGCCCCUUGAGAUUGAUUUCCGACGCGAUGGCGCAUCCCACAUUCGAUUCAACGAUCGCGGAUUUCUCAACAUGGAGCACUGGCGUCCCAAGAUUGACAAGGAAGAGGGCCAGGAGGAGAAGGAUGGCGAGGACGAAUCGACGUGGUGGGACGAGACCUUUGGAGGCAACACCGACUCCAAGCCCCGCGGACCGGAAAGUAUUGCUCUCGACAUUUCGUUUCUCGGAUAUGAGCACGUCUUUGGCAUUCCUGAGCACACUGGAUCUCUUUCGUUGAAGCAGACCCGCGGCGGAGGCGACAAUCACAACGAACCAUACCGAAUGUACAACUCUGACGUGUUCGAGUACGUCUUGGACAGCCCCAUGACUCUGUACGGAUCCAUUCCGUUCAUGCAAGCCCACAAGAAGGAUUCCACUGUUGGCGUUUUUUGGCUGAACGCUGCCGAGACCUGGGUUGACAUUGUCAAGUCCAAGGCUGCGAGCAACCCUCUGACCCUCGGAAAGGCUGAGAAAACGAACACGGAGACACACUGGAUCUCCGAGAGUGGUCUGCUCGACGUCUUUGUGUUCCUUGGCCCAACCCCUCAGGAUCUUACCCGAACCUACGGCGAGCUGACUGGCUAUUCCGCGAUGCCUCAGGAGUUUGCCAUUGGCUACCACCAGUGCCGAUGGAACUACAUUUCUGACGAUGAUGUCAAGGACGUUGAUCGCAAGAUGGACAAGUUCAAGAUCCCCUACGACGUCAUCUGGCUGGAUAUUGAGUAUCUCGAUGACAGAAAGUACUUUACCUGGGAUCCUCACUCGUUCACGGACCCCACUGGCAUGGGCAAGCAGCUGGAGGAUCACUCUAGACAGUUGGUCAUCAUUAUCGAUCCGCAUAUUAAGAAGCUGGAUGGAUAUCCCAUCUACGACCAGCUCAGUUCCCAGGAUCUGGCCGUCUACGACAAGGAGGGCAAGGUCUACGAGGGAUGGUGCUGGCCUGGAUCUUCCAACUGGAUCGACUGCUUUAACCCCAAGGCUAUUGAGUGGUGGAAGACGCUGUACAAGUAUGACAAGUUUGCGGGCACUGCGGAAAACACGUUCAUCUGGAACGACAUGAACGAGCCGUCUGUUUUCAACGGCCCGGAAACGACCAUGCCCAAAGACAACAUCCACUUCGGCCAGUGGGAGCACCGUGAUAUUCACAACAUCAACGGCCUUACCUUCCACAAUGCGACAUUUGAGGCUCUCAAGACACGCAAGAAGGGUGAACUGCGCCGACCAUUUGUGCUGACACGUUCGUUCUACUCUGGCUCGCAGCGUCUCGGCGCUAUGUGGACUGGCGACAAUCAAGCUACGUGGGAGCACCUUGCUGCUUCGAUUCCCAUGGUCCUGAAUCAAGGUAUCUCUGGAUUCCCUUUUGCUGGAGCUGAUGUGGGCGGCUUCUUUGGCAACCCUUCGAAGGAUCUGAUGGCCCGCUGGUACCAGGCUGGUGCCUUUUACCCGUUCUACCGCGGACACGCUCACAUUGACUCUCGCCGCCGUGAGCCAUACCUGCUCGGCGAACCCUACACUGGUAUCUUGACGCAGGCACUGCGAUUGCGAUAUGCCCUCCUCCCUUCGUGGUACACUGCCUUUUUCCAGGCCAACCGCGACGGUAGCCCUAUUGUCCGCCCCAUGUACUGGACUCAUCCUUCAGAAGAGGCCGGAUUUGCUAUUGACGACCAGCUGUUUGUUGGCUCGACUGGCAUUCUCGCCAAGCCUAUCGUGGAAGAAAACAAGUUCUCGACUGACAUGUGGAUCCCGGACGAUGAAGUUUACUAUGACUACACCACCUACAAUGUGGUCAGCACGCAAAAGAGCAAGCGGGUUACAAUUGCCGCUGCCAUUGACCAGAUUCCCAUGCUGAUGCGUGGUGGCCACGUUUUUGCGCGCCGCGAUAUUCCACGACGAUCCGCUCUGGCGAUGAAGUACGACGACUACACGCUAGUCGUUUCUGUGUCCAAGGAUGGUGUCGCUGCGGGUGAGCUGUAUACUGACGACGGCGACACGUUUGAGCACGAGAAGGGGCAGUACAUCUACCGCAAGUUUAGCCUCACCGAGGAUAGCAUGAGCUCAGUAGAUGCCGAGGGCCGAAAUGCCAAGUCUGUCAAGGCAGGCGCGUGGCUCAAGGCACAGAACCGUGUGCACGUCGACAAGAUUAUUGUUGUUGGUGCGACGGAGGCAUGGAACAAGAAGGAGGUUGAGAUUGACUCGGAAGGCAAGACUUGGGCGGUGCAGGUGGACUACCACGCGGCGGCCAAGGGCCAGGCCGCGUACGCGGUCGUGGGUCGUGUUGGAGCCAAGAUUGGCAGCGACUGGAGCAUUAAGCUGGCUUGA
Molecule: messenger RNA, 2886 nt
Organism: Akanthomyces muscarius
Lineage: Eukaryota; Fungi; Ascomycota; Sordariomycetes; Hypocreales; Cordycipitaceae
Exons: 2
Coding region: 1-2886 (961 amino acids)
Biological process (GO): carbohydrate metabolic process; N-glycan processing
Cellular component (GO): glucosidase II complex
Molecular function (GO): alpha-glucosidase activity; carbohydrate binding
Source: RefSeq, a predicted model, not a curated record